Messenger RNA from Pteropus alecto (black flying fox), 4613 nucleotides. It is a transcript of the gene JAK3, whose product is annotated as Janus kinase 3. Gene Ontology annotation, molecular function: cytokine receptor binding; non-membrane spanning protein tyrosine kinase activity; ATP binding. Gene Ontology annotation, cellular component: membrane; cytoskeleton; cytosol. Gene Ontology annotation, biological process: hemopoiesis; intracellular signal transduction; cell surface receptor signaling pathway via JAK-STAT. The record is from RefSeq and is a predicted model, not a curated record. NCBI's taxonomy places the organism in Eukaryota, Metazoa, Chordata, Mammalia, Chiroptera, Pteropodidae. Bases 91 to 3405 code for a protein of 1104 amino acids. The transcript has 24 exons.
AAAGAACCCAGUGGGACUUUCCUCCCACUGCCACCGGCUCUGCCCUCCCGACUUGGCCCAGGGUCCCCACCUGCCAGGCAGAUUGCACUCAUGGUGCCUCCGAGUGAGGAGACACCCCUGAUCUCUCAGCGCUCUUGCAGCCUCUCAUCUUCAGAGGCUGGUGUGCUGCAUGUGCUGCUGCCACCUCGGGGCCCUGGACCCCUGCAGCGUCUAUCCUUCUCCUUUGGGGACCACUCGGCUGAAGAGCUGUGUGUUCGGGCUGCUAAGGCCAGUGGCAUCCUGCCUGUGUACCACUCCCUCUUUGCUCUGGCCACGGAGGACCUGUCCUGCUGGUUCCCCCCGAGCCACAUCUUCUCCGUGGAGGACACAGGCACCCAAGUCCUUGUCUACAGGCUCCGCUUUUACUUCCCCAACUGGUUUGGGCUAGAGAAGUGUCACCGCUUCGGGCUUCGAAAGGACUUGGCUAGUGCCAUCCUUGACCUGCCAGUUCUGGAGCACCUCUUCGCCCAGCACCGCAAUGACCUGGUGAGCGGCCGCUUCCACGUGGGCCUUGGCCUCAAGGAGCAGGGCGAAUGUCUCAGCUUGGCAGUGCUGGACCUGGCCAGGAUGGCCCGCGAGCAGGCCCAGCGGCCAGAGGAGCUGCUAAAGACCGUCAGCUACAAGGCCUGCCUGCCCCCUGGCCUGCGCAACCUGAUCCAGGGCCUGAGCUUCGUGACUCGGAGGCGCAUUCGGAGGACUGUACGCCAGGCCCUGUGCCGCGUGGCCGCCUGCCAGGCUGACAGGCACUCGCUCAUGGCCAAGUACAUCAUGGACUUGGAGCGACUGGACCCGGCCAGGGCCGCUGAGACCUUCCUCGUGGGCCUCCCCGGGGUUGCUGGUGGUCAGGAUGCACCGGGGCUGCUCCACGUGGCUGGUGACAGCGGCAUCGCCUGGAGUUCAGGAGAACAGGAGGUCUUCCAGCCCUUUUGCGACUUUCCAGAAAUCGUGGACAUCAGCAUCAAGCAGGCUCUACGCGUUGGCACGGCCGGGGAGCACCGCCUGGUCACUGUCACCAGGACAGACAACCAGAUCCUGGAGGCCGAGUUCCCUGGGCUGCCCGCCGCGUUGUCCUUUGUGGCGCUCGUGGAUGGCUACUUCCGGCUGACUGUUGACUCUCGGCACUACUUCUGCAAGGAGGUAGCACCGCCGCGGUUGCUGGAGGAGGUGGCGCAGCAGUGCCAUGGCCCCAUCACCCUGGAUUUUGCAAUCAACAAGCUCAAGAUGGGGGGGUCCCUUCCUGGCUCCUACGUUCUCCGCCGCAGCCCCCAGGAUUUCGACAGCUUCCUCCUCACUGUCUGUGUUCAGACCCCCCUGGGCCCUGAUUACAAGGGCUGCCUCAUCCGGUGUGACCCCACAGGAGCCUACUCCCUGGCUGGCCUUGGCCGACCCCACAGUAGUCUGCGAGAGCUCCUGGCAGCCUGCUGGGAUGGUGGGCUGCAUGUGGAUGGGGUUGCACUGAACCUUACCUUCUGCUGCACCCCUAGACCCAAAGAAAAGUCCAACCUGAUUGUGGUCCGGAGAGGUUGCAGCCCACCCACAUCAUCCCCCGUGCAGCCCCACUCAGGAUGCCAGCUGAGUCAGAUGACAUUUCACAAGAUACCUGCUGACAGCUUGGAGUGGCAUGAGAACCUGGGUCAUGGAUCCUUCACGAAGAUUUACAGGGGCUGUCGCCACGAGGCCAUGGAUGGGGAGCCCCGGAAGACAGAGGUGCUGCUCAAGGUGUUGGAUGCCAAACACAAGAACUGCAUGGAGUCAUUCCUGGAAGCAGCAAGUUUGAUGAGCCAAGUAUCGUACCAGCAUCUCGUGUUGCUUCAUGGCGUGUGCAUGGCUGGAGACAGCAUCAUGGUGCAGGAAUUUGUACACCUGGGAGCACUGGACACGUAUCUACGCAAGUGUGGGCAGCUGGUGCCAGCCAGCUGGAAGCUGCAGGUGAUCAAACAGCUGGCCUAUGCCCUCAACUAUCUGGAGGACAAAGGCCUUCCCCAUGGCAAUGUCUCAGCCCGGAAGGUGCUCCUGGCUCGGGAAGGGGCUGAGGGGAGCCCGCCCUUCAUCAAGCUGAGUGAUCCCGGUGUCAGCCCCACUGUACUAAGCCUGGAGAUGCUCACUGACAGGAUCCCCUGGGUAGCUCCUGAGUGUCUCCAGGAGGCCCGGACACUUGGCUUGGAAGCUGACAAGUGGGGCUUCGGUGCCACAGUCUGGGAGGUGUUCAGUGGUGUCACGAUGCCAAUCAGUACCCUGGAUCCUGCCAAGAAGCUCCAGUUUUAUGAGGAACGGCAGCAGCUGCCUGCCCCCAAGUGGAUGGAGCUGGCCCUGCUGAUCCAACAGUGCAUGGCCUACGAGCCAGGCCACAGGCCCUCCUUCCGCGCCGUCAUCCGUGACCUGAACAACCUUAUCACGUCAGACUAUGAGCUCCUCUCAGACCCCACACCUGGUGCCUUGGCACCCCGUGACGGGCUGUGGAAUGGCGCCCAGCUCUAUGCCUGCCAGGACCCUACUAUCUUUGAGGAGAGACACCUGAAGUAUAUCUCACAGCUGGGCAAGGGUAACUUUGGCAGCGUGGAACUAUGUCGCUAUGACCCGCUGGGAGACAACACAGGUGCCCUGGUGGCCGUGAAGCAGCUGCAGCACAGUGGGCCAGACCAGCAGAGGGACUUCCAACGGGAGAUCCAGAUCCUCAAAGCCCUGCACAGUGACUUCAUUGUCAAGUACCGUGGUGUCAGCUAUGGCCCAGGCCGUCAGAGCCUGCGGCUAGUCAUGGAGUACCUGCCCAGUGGCUGCCUGAGAGAUUUCCUGCAGCGGCACCGCGCACGCCUCGGCGCCGGCCGCCUGCUCCUCUAUGCUUCGCAGAUCUGCAAGGGCAUGGAGUAUCUGGGCUCCUGCCGCUGCGUGCACCGCGACCUGGCAGCGCGUAACAUCCUGGUGGAGAGCGAGACGCACGUCAAGAUCGCCGACUUUGGCCUCGCCAAGCUGCUGCCGCUGGACAAAGACUAUUACGUUGUCCGCGAGCCAGGCCAGAGCCCCAUUUUCUGGUACGCCCCGGAGUCCCUCUCAGACAACAUCUUCUCGCGCCAGUCGGACGUCUGGAGCUUCGGAGUCGUCCUGUACGAGCUUUUCACCUACAGUGACAAGAGCUGCAGCCCCUCCGCCGAGUUCCUGCGGAUGAUGGGUUGUGAGCGAGAUAUCCCGGCUCUUUGCCGCCUCCUGGACCUGCUGGCAGAGGGCCAGAGGCUGCCGGCGCCUCCAGCCUGCCCUGGAGAGGUUCAUGAGCUCAUGAAGCUGUGCUGGGCUCCUAGCCCGCAAGACCGGCCGACCUUCAGUGCCCUCGGACCCCAGCUGGAUGCGCUGUGGAGUGGAAGCCAGGGGUAGCGUCGAGAGGCAUGAGACACAUACCUUCCUUGCUUGUCUGGAGGGAGAACCCCACUCGCUGUCAUUUUUACAUCUCCUACACAUAGACUGCUGGGUUCUAGUCUCCAUGGACUGGCUAUGAUUCUGGUCUCCAUGAACUGGCUAUGUGACACUGGGCAGGGAGCUUGCCCUUCUCUAGGCCUCUGCUUCAUGGAGAACUCCAUGGGUCAAAUGACAUUGCAUUUGGGGGCACCCUUGGCUUGCCAAGUAACAGCAGCCUCAUGGCCUUUGGAACUUGUAAAGAUUAAAGACAGCUGCCUCAGUGGGGCCUGCUGAGCCCUGCUCCCAGAAAUGAGGGACCACAUUUAAACUCCUCUCAUCUUCUCAUCUUCUCAGAGGAUGUCUUUCUGUCUCAUUUCCAUCAGGGACAUUAUGUAGCUUUAAAUAUAUGAUCUCAGGCUUCUGUUCCUCCCUCUUGCUCUUACUGGAGGAAGCCAAGGACAAGAGCAGCUGCUCUGGUUGGAAAUUCACUUUUGGGGCGAGCAAGUAUGACUGGGAUCAUGUGAGGGGCCAGGAGAGCCUGGGGUCCAGUCCACCCUAACUGUACCUGAGUGUCCCCAGGGCUUGGUUCCCCACCUGUACACUGGGGCCCUUUCUAUCCUGACUGAAGAGUCAUGCACUGAUGACCCUGGAGCCUGACAGGAGAUUUUCGGCAGUCGAGAGAGGGAAAGGCAUUCUUGGCUGAGGGAACAGCAUGGUGAGAGUGAGGAGCCUCAGAAUACAGAGGUUGUUGGAACCCAUAGUUCUGCCACUUAUUUGCUGUAUGACAGUGGGCAAGUUCCUUCUCCUCUCUGAGUCUCAGUUCCAUAGUGCUGGCCUCUCAGCUACACAGAGUCAACUUCUGGAGGCUUGUGCAGGUUAAGCCCCAUCACACCUUCUCACUGCCCAUGAGGCUUUUCUGCCACUGAGCCUCCCUGGAAAACUCUUAUUCAUUUCCCAGAAUUUCAGCUGUCAUCUCCCUGCAGCCUUUUCUGAUGUGCUCCCACCACUCCCCACCAGUCUUAUACUUCCCUCUGACCUUAGGGCUCCCCGGGGUGGUGACUGUGUCUAACUCUGUAUCCUCCAACCUAGAGGCUCCAUGGGGGCUGGGCUGGAGUGGGCGAAGAGGAGACUCUGGGAUGUUUGUUGAAUGAAUAAAAGAUUUCAGUGGAAGGGAUGGUUUGUUGCUG